UUGAAGGUAGCUUCAACGAACUAAGUUAUCGGCAUUUUAAUGUGAGUUUAACAAAAAAAAACAUUGAAUUUUGUGGUAUCGUUGAUCGAUUGAAUGUUACAUAGAUUGAUGAGUGACAGUAAGAGUGAUAUUUGAUUUUUUUACCAGGCAAAAUAAUCAAAAGUCACACAGACAAGCCGCAAAAAAGAGCUACGUGAAAUAUUAUAAAUUUCUUCCAAAAUGUCAACACGUUCCAUGUGCAUCGUGGUUUUUUCCACCCUUCUGGUACUUGUAUCAUCUUUUCCAUCAGUACCAUCAGCAGAUAAUGAAAGCGUACCUUCGUCAACACUGCCAGCAACAUCGACGCCAUUCCAGUUACUAACAGAAAGCGAUAUCGUCACUGGUAUGAGUUCUAAUUCGAACGAAACAAAUUUUAACACUUCCGCUGAAUUUGAUAUAUCGGACGGUACCCAAUGUGUGGACGGCAUAAUACUCAGCGUAUGGCAUCCGCAAUACGGUUUGACUCUCUCCGACCGCAUCGGAAGAGGAUUGGUGUACUUUAUAGCAUUGUGUUAUCUCUUCGUCGGCGUGGCCAUCGUAUCUGAUCGAUUUAUGGCAUCGAUUGAGGUGAUCACUUCCAACGAAAAGCAAGUAAAAGUUCGUAAGCCGAACGGUGAAGUGCAAGUGGUAAACGUUCGUGUGUGGAAUGAAACGGUUGCUAAUUUAACAUUGAUGGCAUUGGGUUCCAGUUCACCGGAAAUUCUGUUGUCAAUCAUUGAGAUUAUCGGAAAGAAUUUCAAAGCUGGUGAACUAGGACCGGGUACAAUAGUUGGAUCGGCCGCAUACAAUCUGUUUAUCAUCAUUGCUGUUUGCGUAUCGGUCAUACCAAAUGGAGAAACUCGAAAGAUAAAGCAUCUAAGGGUAUUUUUCGUAACAGCCACUUGGUCAUUGUUUGCAUACAUUUGGAUGUACUUGAUUCUUUCGUACUUCUCGCCGGGGCAGGUCGAGGUGUGGGAGGCAUUUCUUACAUUUAUCUUCUUUCCGGUAUGUGUAUUAACUGCUUAUAUUGCCGAACGCCGACUCCUCGUAUACAAAUACCUUUCUAAAGAGUAUCGAAUGAACAAGAGAGGUAUCCUCGUGAAAUCGGAAACUGCUGAACAGCCUACAAUGAACGGUUACGAUAAAGUAGAAACUUCCGAUAAUAGCACCGAACUGUAUUACACUGAUAAGAAUUUCAAGGACGCUCGCCAAGAGUACCUGUCGAUGCUACAGACGGUCAGGAAAGAAUUUCCGCAUAGUAAUCUCGAACAUUGGGAAAUCGUUACACAGGAACGACUGAUGAGCAGCGGACCGAAAUCGCGUGCAUUUUAUCGAGUCCAAGCGACACGAAAAUUCACCGGAAGCGGUGAUAUUUUCCGAAGGAUUGCCGAUCAGGCUGAAAAUGACUUAACCGAAGUAAAGGCAGAAUUACAAAAACUUAUUGUCGAUGACACUUGUUACGUAUUUUUCGAACCUGGACAUUAUGCGAUUAUGGAAAAUUGCGAAAGCUUUCAAAUUCGUGUAGUUCGACGUGGCAAUUUAUCCGACACGACCACGGUAACUUAUGAAACAGAAGACGGAUCAGCAGAAGCGGGCGCUGAUUAUGUUAAGACUCAAGGAACACUAGUCUUUUCACCUGGAGUUACCGAACAACGCUUUACGCUUUCAGUUCUUGAUGACGAAAUGUAUGAAGAGGAUAAGCAUUUCUACGUGCGUUUGAGCAACGUUUCAGAACCAGCCGUAUUAUCGACUCCCAAAGUGGCGACAGUCAUGAUCAUUGACGACGAUCAUGGCGGUUCGUUUGGGUUCACGUCCAAAGAGAACGAGAUCGUAGAAUCCGUAGGUGUGUAUGACAUCAAAGUGCAACGUAACUUUGGCGCCAGAGGAAAGGUGAUUUUACCAUACUGGACAGAAAAUGGUACAGCGGCGGCUGGAAAAGACUAUGAACCAUUGCAGGGACAAUUGGAAUUUGAUGAUAAUGAAAGCGAGAAGGUGAUUCAACUAGUUGUAAGAGACGAAAACCGUUACGAAAAAGAUGUUACAUUAUUCGUUCAACUAGGAGAACCCAGAACAAUCGCUGAUGCCAUUGAAUAUGCCGAGGCUAAAUCGCCAGAAGAUCUGACGGAAACCGAUAAAUUGGUAUUACUUGGCCGCCCAACCUUAGGUGAACAUGAUAAAGUUUGCAUAAGAAUUAAAGAGAGCAAAGAAUUUAAGAGUACUGUAGACAAGUUGGUGCAGAGAGUGAAUCACAAUAUACUCAUUGGCAAGUCAUCGUACAAGCAACAGUUUAUCGAUGCGUUGAGUGUCAGAUCAGGUGACGACUCAAGCGAUGAUGAUGGAGGUCCGAGUCGCAUGGAUUACAUCAUGCAUUACAUAACAGUGUUCUGGAAAUUGAUAUUUGCCUUUAUUCCACCCACAGAUAUGGUGGGUGGAUAUGUAUGCUUUGUUGUGUCUAUCAUUGGCAUUGGUUACAUGACAGCAAUAAUCGGUGACGUUGCUUCACACUUUGGUUGCACUGUAGGCAUUAAGGAUUCCGUCACAGCCAUCAUAUUUGUGGCAGCUGGAACUAGUCUUCCAGAUACAUUUGCUAGUAAAAUUUCCGCGAUCAAUGACAAAACUGCGGAUAACAGUAUUGGCAAUGUUACCGGCAGCAACGCGGUCAAUGUCUUUCUUGGAAUUGGUGUGGCAUGGACAUUAGCAGCUAUUUACCAUGCUUAUCAUGGGGAAGUAUUUGUUGUUAAUCCUGGAACCUUGGCGUUCACAUUGUCUCUCUUCCUAGCAGGAGCUAUAAUUGCCAUUGGUAUCCUGUUAGCUCGACGCAGCAAGAAAGUCGGAGGCGAGCUGGGUGGUCCAGCUGGACUCAAAUAUGCGACGUCGGCUGUAUUGUUUGGAAUAUGGCUUAUGUAUGUAACUACUAGCACGCUAGAAGCAUAUGGAAUUGUCGAAGGAUUUUAAAAAUUGGUGACGAUUUCGUUUUAAGAAAUUUGUAAGUAUUUAAACUCAGAGACAAUAAAUUAUUUCAGUUACUUGGUUA
This is a messenger RNA of Bradysia coprophila, 3052 nucleotides long. Its product is annotated as sodium/calcium exchanger Calx-like. Gene Ontology annotation, biological process: cell communication; sodium ion transmembrane transport; calcium ion import across plasma membrane. The record is from RefSeq and is a predicted model, not a curated record. Gene Ontology annotation, molecular function: calcium:sodium antiporter activity. Gene Ontology annotation, cellular component: postsynapse; sarcolemma; axon. NCBI's taxonomy places the organism in Eukaryota, Metazoa, Arthropoda, Insecta, Diptera, Sciaridae.